Molecule: messenger RNA, 1248 nt
Organism: Ochlerotatus camptorhynchus
Lineage: Eukaryota; Metazoa; Arthropoda; Insecta; Diptera; Culicidae
Gene: HHEX
Product: Hematopoietically expressed homeobox
Exons: 3
Coding region: 267-1196 (309 amino acids)
Biological process (GO): regulation of transcription by RNA polymerase II; cell differentiation
Molecular function (GO): DNA-binding transcription factor activity, RNA polymerase II-specific; RNA polymerase II cis-regulatory region sequence-specific DNA binding
Source: RefSeq, a predicted model, not a curated record
UUUCGAACGUUGUUGGAACAGUUUGAUUUCUGAUACAUGUUCGUCGUGUGGCAGUAGAAACCGAACCUUUCUCGCAAUCGGUAAAACACAUUGGUGAAUUUCGAAUUACAAAUUUAUCAAAUCGAUAGGACUGCAGUGAUUGAUAUUGUUGUGAUUAGUUAUAGAAUUCCAGUGGAUAAUUGAUACGAAACAGUAUUGUGUCGUGCUAAAAAACUGUGCAAUUAUCAUAUUAAUUUUUGAGCCGUGCCACGGCCAAGCAGUGAUCGAUGAGAAUGGGAUCUUCAAAGAGGAAAUCAUCGUUUCGGAUCGAUGAUAUCCUGCAUCAGCAAGCUGAACAACAGCAGAUGAUUUUUCAGCAUCAACAGCAGCUUGUUCAAAACAGUGUACUGAAGCAGCUGACGGACAUGACUACUGCACAGCCCAGUUCUUCAACGCCUUCUUCGACGUCAACCGAAUAUUGUAACAAUGGGCCCAGGUCACCACCAGGAUCACCAGCAUCAGAGCAUCCUGGCCGGGAAUCACCAAAGAAGCCUACUGCAAUGUACCCGAAUCUUUUAGAAUUUCAGAAAAACAACUUUCCCCUGCAUAUGCAAUUUGGAAUGCCUACCUUCAACCCAGCACUAAAUCCAGCACUAAACGCUGCCUAUUUGGAACACUACGCAAGCAUGUUACACAAAGCAUCCCCACGGUUAUUUCCAUUCUAUCCACCUCACUACAGUUACCUCCUUCCACCGUGCGGUUCUAAACGCAAAGGCGGCCAGGUGCGAUUCACCCCUCAGCAGACACAGAGCCUUGAGCGACGAUUUUCCAACCACAAAUACCUCUCACCCGAGGAUCGCAGACAUUUGGCCGUUCAAUUGAAGCUUAGCGAUCGACAGGUUAAGACAUGGUUCCAAAACCGCCGUGCCAAAUGGAGGCGUGCAAACAAUGGAGGCCAAACUUCGGAUUCACCGAUUGAUUUGGGAACAGAAAAUGUGAACAAACCCGUUAACCCCGCAACCGUUACUUCAUCCGCUAGUUCACCCGUAGAUCCGAUGAAGAAAUACUCGAAUGACUAUCGUGCAACCUCGAAUAGUAAACCCGCAGAACAGUACGACUGCAAGAGUUCCGAAAAUUAUUCGGAACAUGAAACCUCUAGCGAGGGUGAGGACAGCAGCUAUGAGGAUGGGGGAGCUUCACCCAUCAAUGUUAUUUAACUAAAAUUUUAUCUACCGAAAUUUAAAUAAAUUAUUCUACUUCUCACGGACA